AUCACAAUCUACAAUCACUUGCAGCUAAAUUUUACCCUAAACCCUUCUUCUCUAAAUCCUUACAUCUCCACUCAAAACCCUAACACCUCCAUUUAUCGACUUAACUACGUUUCUGAAACAAAUAAAAAAUGGCGCUGUUCUUUCGUCUCAGAAUCCAUUCUCUAAUAAAAGUCCGUCGCGAAUUCUCAACAACUCCACUUUCAUCCAAAGAAAGAACAAGAGCAGCAAUCUCUUUGCUCAAAUCAGAAGAAAACCCACAAAAAAUCAUCGAAAUCUGUAACUCCGCUUCUCUAACCCCAGAAGCUCAUUUAGACCGUAUCGCCUUCUCUGUCGCUAUUACCAAGCUCUCCAAAUCCAACAAUUUCUCUUUCAUCCAACAAUUCCUCGACGACCUCCGUGUUUCUCGACCGGAUCUUCGUACUUCCGAACGAUUUGCCGCUCACGCCAUCGUUCUAUUCGGUCAAGCUGCGAUGGUUGAUCACGCUGUCCGCACUUUUAAAGAGUAUCAUACUGAUGUCAUUGGCUUGGGUAAUAAUGGGUCUGUUAAAGUUUUCAAUGCUCUACUUUUUGCUUGUUAUUUGGCUAAGGAUUACAGUGAAGUGAAAAGGGUGUUCCUUGAAUUUCCUAAAAAUUAUAAUAUUGAGCCUAAUUUGGAUAGCUACAAUACUGUUAUUAAGUCUUUCUGUGAUUCUGAGAGUUCAAGUUCGGGUUUUUCUGUUUUAGCUGAGAUGGAUAGGAAGCGUCUGAAACCAAAUGCGACGACUUUCGGGCAUUUGCUUGCUGGGUUUUACAAGGAAGAGAAGUAUGAGGAUGUUGGAAAAGUAUUGGAAAUGAUGAAGGACAAGUACGGGAUUCGGCCGGGUGUUAGUACUUAUAAUAUUAGGAUUCAAAGUUUGUGUAAGCUGAAAAAGUCUGCAGAGGCAAAAGCUUUACUUGAUGGAAUGUUGUCUAGGCAAAUGAAGCCGAACUCUGUGACAUAUGCUCAUUUGAUUCAUGGGUUUUGCAAUGAAGGUGAUUUGGAGGGAGGAAAGAGACUGUUUAAGGAUAUGGUUAAUAGAGGGUACCAACCAGAUUCUGCUUGUUAUUUUACGUUGCUGCAUUACUUGUGUAAAGGUCAGGAUUUUGAGACUGCAUUGAGAAUUUGUAAGGAAAGUAUUGGGAAGGACUGGGUACCAAAUAUUGCAACUAUGAAGUCUCUGGUCAAUGGGCUUGCAGGUAUUGGGAAGGUGGAUGAGGCAAAGGAGCUUAUUGCAAAAAUAAAGGAGAAGUUUACCAAGAAUGUUAGUACGUGGGAAGAGAUUGAAGCUGGUUUACCUCGGUAGGGAAGAAAAUGUUUUAAGUUUUGUUUGACAAGACCAGGAAGCUAGAAAAUCAGGUUCUUGUUGGAGCAUGCAAAUGGAAAUUGAUUGUUCAGAUACUGCCUGCAUUUGCUCAAAUGUGCACAUUUUCUGUUAACAGAUUUCCUCAAGAAUGAUGUUCUGCGUCCACAUCUAGCAAGUUUGUAAUAAUGCUGAACUGAGGUCAAGACAAUAUGGUCUGCCCUUGAAUUCAUGGGAAUACAAUUGUUUCAUUUUUGCAUGAACUGUCAUGGAUUAAGCAUGAACUUCUAGCAAAAGGCUGAAGCUACUAGAGUGAUAUUCGGGCAACUUUCGAGUUUCAUUUUAUAAAAUGUCAAUCUGCGACAGCGAUUGCAUCUUCCA
Ricinus communis (castor bean) is the source of this 1700-nucleotide messenger RNA. RefSeq names its product pentatricopeptide repeat-containing protein At1g61870, mitochondrial. The transcript is spliced from 2 exons. Lineage: Eukaryota; Viridiplantae; Streptophyta; Magnoliopsida; Malpighiales; Euphorbiaceae. The record is from RefSeq and is a predicted model, not a curated record. Gene Ontology annotation, molecular function: protein binding. The coding region runs from base 129 to 1322 and encodes 397 amino acids.